AUGGCCCUGGUGCCCUAUGAGGAGUCGGCGGAAAUGGGGUUGCAGAAAUUCCACAAGCCUCUCGCCACCUUCUCCGCAAACCACACCAUCCAGAUCCGCCAGGACUGGAGGCAGCUGGGAGUCGCAGCCGUGGUCUGGGACGCGGCCGUCGUCCUCGCCACGUACCUGGAGAUGGGAGCCGUGGAGCUCCGGGGCCGCUCCGCCGUGGAGCUGGGUGCCGGCACGGGGCUGGUGGGCAUCGUGGCUGCCCUGCUGGGUGCUCAGGUGACCAUCACGGAUCGGAAAGUAGCACUAGAAUUUCUUAAGUCAAAUGUUGAAGCCAACUUACCUCUGCAUGUCCAGCCCAGAGCCGUGGUGAAGGAGCUGACCUGGGGGCAGGAUCUGGGGAGCUUUUCACCCGGAGAGUUUGACUUGAUACUUGGAGCUGAUAUCAUCUACUUAGAAGAAACGUUCGCAGACCUUCUUCAGACCCUGGUGCAUCUCUGUGGCAGCCAGUCCGUGAUUCUCUUAGCCUGCCGGAUCCGCUACGAACGGGACAGCAACUUCCUAGCGAUGCUGGAGAGGCAGUUUACCGUGAGUAAGGUGCACUAUGAUCCUGAAAAAGACGUCCAUGUUUACAAAGCCCAGAAGAGGAGCCAGAGGGAGGGCUUGUAG
Molecule: messenger RNA, 654 nt
Organism: Pipistrellus nathusii (Nathusius's pipistrelle)
Lineage: Eukaryota; Metazoa; Chordata; Mammalia; Chiroptera; Vespertilionidae
Source: the annotation of a GenBank genome assembly